GGCUGCUCGAGCACGACUGAGCCCGCAAUUACGAUGUCUCUCUCCACCAAGCUCACGCUGGACAAAGUGGACGUGAAGGGGAAGCGUGUGGUCAUGAGGGUUGAUUUCAAUGUCCCAAUGAAGAACAACAAAAUAACCAACAACCAAAGAAUCAAAGCAGCUGUCCCAACCAUAAAGCAUUGCCUGGAUCAUGAGGCCAAGUCUGUGGUACUGAUGAGUCACCUGGGCCGACCUGAUGGAGUUCCUAUGCCUGACAAAUAUUCUUUGGAACCAGUGGCAGCAGAACUCAAAACACUGGUAGGCAGGGACGUCUUGUUCCUGAAGGACUGUGUUGGUCCAGAGGUAGAGAAAGCUUGUGCUAACCCAGCAACUGGCUCAGUCAUCCUCCUGGAAAACCUCCGAUUCCAUGUAGAAGAGGAAGGAAAGGGAAAGGAUGCUUCAGGGAACAAGAUCAAGGCUGAUUCUGCACAGGUUGAUACUUUCAGAGCAUCACUUUCUAAAUUAGGAGAUGUUUAUAUCAAUGAUGCUUUUGGAACUGCGCAUAGAGCUCACAGCUCUAUGGUAGGUGUCAAUCUACCUCAAAAAGCUGCUGGCUUCCUGAUGAAGAAAGAACUGGAUUAUUUUGCUAAAGCUUUAGAGAAUCCAGUGCGCCCCUUCCUGGCAAUACUUGGAGGAGCUAAAGUUCAAGAUAAGAUUCAGCUGAUCAAUAACCUGCUGGAUAAAGUCAAUGAGAUGAUUAUUGGUGGCGGAAUGGCUUUCACCUUCCUCAAAGUACUUAAUAACAUGGAGAUUGGCAAUUCUUUGUUUGAUGAAGAAGGAUCAAAAAUAGUCAAGGACCUGAUGGCCAAGGCAGAGAAGAAUGGUGUGAAGAUCACUCUGCCCAUUGACUUCAUUACUGCAGACAAAUUUGAUGAGAACGCGAACACCGGAGAGGCCACUGUGGCAUCUGGGAUACCUGCUGGAUGGAUGGGUUUGGAUUGUGGCCCUGAAAGUGUUAAGAAGUUUGUUGAAGUUGUGGGAAGAGCCAAGCUAAUUGUGUGGAACGGUCCAGUUGGUGUGUUUGAGUGGGAUAAGUUUGCCAAAGGAACCAAAGCCUUGAUGGAUAAAGUUGUGGAAGUUACAGCCAAAGGCACUAUCACCAUCAUUGGUGGUGGAGACACAGCUACAUGCUGUGCUAAAUGGAACACUGAAGAUAAAGUUAGCCACGUCAGCACUGGAGGUGGUGCUAGCUUAGAACUUCUAGAAGGUAAAGUUCUUCCUGGUGUAGCAGCUCUGAGCAACGUGUAAUGGGUCGACCCUGGGAUGGAUAAGAACCUCUGCCCCAAUAUGUUCCUGUGCACACCCACCACCCUUAAAGCAGCUACUGCAGCGCUUCUAUAUCUACAAGCAGCAGAUCACAGAAUGUAAACUGGAACCAAAACAACAUAUAACGGAGAGGUUCAGAUGGCUCCAUUUUGGAGAGUCUGCUGUUUACAUGCUGCUGAUUUGUCCACGGUUACCCCACUUGAACUACUGUAGUGUUAAAUAGUUAUUGUGAUUUAGAGUGUAUAUAUUUAUAUUUUUGCCUUUUAAAAAAGGCUAAGUUCCCUAGUAGUUGUCAGUUUCUCAAAAGCAAUUCCUCCCAUUCAACUUCCACCGUGUUUUUAGAUGCUGAUAUUAGUCACUUGACACAACUUACAAGCAAGGAGAAAAUACAGAUUUCUGGACAUUGGCUUCUAAAUAAAUGUUUAUGAUGCAAACAUA
Molecule: messenger RNA, 1743 nt
Organism: Elgaria multicarinata webbii
Lineage: Eukaryota; Metazoa; Chordata; Lepidosauria; Squamata; Anguidae
Gene: PGK1
Product: phosphoglycerate kinase 1
Exons: 11
Coding region: 34-1287 (417 amino acids)
Biological process (GO): gluconeogenesis; glycolytic process
Cellular component (GO): cytosol
Molecular function (GO): ADP binding; ATP binding; phosphoglycerate kinase activity
Source: RefSeq, a predicted model, not a curated record